UUUGAAAAAAUCUCUAAGGGCAUGAUGGAGAGAGGCCACAAUAGGGACUCAGAUCAGUGCCGCGUGAAAGUCAAGGAGCUCAGACAAGCCUAUCAAAAAACAAAGGAGGUAAACGGUCGCUCCGGGUCAGAGCCGCGGACAUGCCGCUUCUACGCCGAGCUGCAUGCAAUUCUAGGGGGGGCUGCCACCACUACCCCACCUGGCAGCCCCGUGGAUUCCGGGUCAGGGAUAGUCUCAUCAGCUACACCUGAGGAUUCUGCGGACGGGGAAGAGGAGAAGGAGGAGGAGGACGAGCUUGCAGAGAGCACCCAGCACUCCGUUCUCCCCAACAGCCAGGAUCUUUUUCUCAGCCUGACUGAAGUACCCUCCCAACCCUCCCAAGUCAGUAUCCAAGACCAUGACCCCAUGGAAGGGACCUCAGCAGCUGCAAAUUUAUCAAGCCUCCCUCCUCCGUCACGAAGGCUAUCUCAGAUAAGGCGGCGUAGAAAGAGGACAAGAGACGACAUGUUCACUGAAAUAAUGGAAUGCACCCGAAAUCAAAGAGCUCAUUUGAAUGAGUGGAAGGACACUGUAACUAAAUUUAGGAAAGAUGCCAGUGAACGCGAGGUCCUGAGGGACGCUCGAGAUGAGAGGUGGCAGGCUGCAACGCUGGGGCUGCUGCGUGAGCAAACGGACAUGCUCCGGCGUCUGGUGGAGCUUCAGGAACGGCAGCAGGAUGACAGAGUGCCACUACAGCCCCUGUAUAACCUCCCUCCCCCCUCACCAUGUUUCAUAUCCUCCUCACCCAGACGUGUAAGAACGCGGGGGGGUAGGCUACGUGCACCUUCCCACUCCACCCCAGUGGACAGCCCAACCAAAAGGCUGUCAUUACAUUGAAUUUGUUCAGUGGCCUUUUACUUCCCUCCUAUCCUCCUCCCAAACCUCACCCAGAUUACCUUGUUG
This is a messenger RNA of Malaclemys terrapin pileata, 942 nucleotides long. RefSeq lists its product as uncharacterized. NCBI's taxonomy places the organism in Eukaryota, Metazoa, Chordata, Testudines, Emydidae. Bases 22 to 876 code for a protein of 284 amino acids. The record is from RefSeq and is a predicted model, not a curated record. The transcript has 2 exons.